Molecule: messenger RNA, 1409 nt
Organism: Hymenoscyphus albidus
Lineage: Eukaryota; Fungi; Ascomycota; Leotiomycetes; Helotiales; Helotiaceae
Source: the annotation of a GenBank genome assembly
AUAUCAUAUAAGUGACGGUCUACGAGAUUUCGGAGGCGAAGUUCUGAGGCAUUCUGCAAUAUACCGUAGUUUUUUUUUACUGCGUUUGCUGUGUUUGCUGCGUUUGCUGUGUUUGCUGAGUUUGCUAAAGGAAGGCCGUCAGUAUGCAAGACAUGGAUCAACUUCCUGAUUGGUGAUUUUGUCAUCUGGCUAACCUUCACAGAUGCAUUCAUGGAGCACUGGAUAUUCACCUUCAGAAGGCACUCGAAGGUGACUGGUAGCUUUGUUUCCUGGCUGACGUAGUUCUGGCGGCUUCCUGCAGAUAUACUAACACCUUCACGCAUUUCGCCAAGUCAUCUUCUUUCCUUUCACACACAACACCAUCUCGAUUGUCAUAAAUGUUUUACCAGUGGAAAGCUUCUGGUCUGCCACUCUUUUUCAACCGCACUGCGCAUCUUAUUUGCCAGGAUAUCAACAUAUAACUCUUCCCAACAGCAAUUGCGCAACCUGGGCAGGCUUAUUACAGCAUCUGCUAUUCUCAGAGAUCGUGGUUCUUCAUUCUCAAAGGUUAAACCUACUCCGCACUCCACCCGGAGACUCGCAACUUAAAAACAUAUUCCCGAUAGGUCGCCUGGCAAUCUGCCAAUGCCUCACCAAUCAACUAAUAUUCUCAUAGGCAUCAUGUCUAGCGAAACCCAAAAGAUCCUCGCAACAGUGGUCAAGAUUCGAGAUCCGAAUGGCGAAGUGAGAAACCAUAUAGUUCUUAGUCUAAACAUGGGGCUAGGCUUUGAUAUGGGAAUUCCGUUCCCGGUCGAAGACUUGAAGGAGUUAACUAACCCACACCGCUGCACAAUUACCAUGAACAUAGGCUGCCGCAAGGUGAGUUUGUUUUGCCUUUUUAAUAUAGAUAAUGAUUGUAUGCUUAAGUGGAAUCAUCUGGACUCACUGCAAACGCUAAUCUAGUAUUCGCAGAACGAUACUCCCGCAGUCAAGCUCAUGUUGGACACCAUCUGCAAGGCACUCAUUGCAAAUGCUCGAACCGCCCACCUUGUUACGCACACGGACAUGAAGAAGCAUAUCGAGUCGGCGGCCAAUAAUCCUCUCUUCAAACUUAGCGCCGUUGUUCCAGGUCAUCAAAAAUACGCUGAGGCAGUCGAGAAGUUUUACGCGGUCUACCGCAACGACCUAAAUGGUACGGUUGGAGAGGACACGGCCGGGGGUAUCAUGGAAGGACUCAAUAAUGCCAUGAUUGAGUUGCAGUUCAUUUGAAAGGUGGAUGGAUUGCACAAAGUGGAAUUCAAUUAGGUUGGGUCAUAAGUAUGGAGGUCAAGUUGCGAUCGAGUUUCGAGGGUCGUUGGUAGAUAUUCAUAGAAGAAAAUUCGAAGGCAUCAAGAGGUUGAUCACUGCCAGCAGCUUCAGGGGCUUUGUAG